AUGGCUGGGAAUUUUUGGCAAAGUUCACAUCACCAACAAUGGUUACUGGAUAAACAAGAUUUAAUCAGAGAAAGACAAAUUGACAUGCAACAGGGAUUAAAUGAAGAGGAAUAUCAGAAAUUAUUUAUAUUUUUUGCUAACUUAAUUCAAGUACUAGGAGAGCAAUUAAAAUUAAGACAACAAGUAAUAGCAACAGCGACUGUUUAUUUCAAGCGUUUUUACGCACGAAAUAGUUUAAAAUGUAUUGACCCGUUAUUAUUGGCUCCAACAUCUGUAUUUUUGGCAUCCAAAGUCGAGGAAUUUGGUGUGAUAUCAAACAGUCGUUUAAUAACCACAUGUCAAACAGUUGUAAAAAACAAAUUUAAUUACGCCUACGCCCAAGAGUUUCCCUACCGGACAAAUAACAUUCUGGAGUGUGAAUUUUAUCUCUUGGAACAUCUCGACUGUUGUCUGAUAGUAUACCAGCCGUAUAGACCGCUGCUGACUCUGAUUCAAGACGUUGGGCCUGACGAUCAGUUGCUGACUUUGGCCUGGAGAAUCAUAAACGACAGCUUAAGAACUGACGUUUGUCUUCUUUACCCUCCUUAUCAAAUAGCUAUUGGAUGCUUGCAAAUUGCCUGUGUUAUUCUUCAGAAAGAUUUGAAGUCAUGGUUCGCCGAACUUAAUGCUGAUAUGGAAAAAAUCCAAGAGAUAGCUCGUUAUAUUAUUAAUUUAUAUGAGCUUUGGAAGACUUAUGAUGAGAAAAAAGAGAUUCAGGGGCUUCUUGGUAAAAUGCCGAAACCAAAACCUGCGCCAUCACGCUGA
Cotesia congregata is the source of this 804-nucleotide messenger RNA. The record is from the annotation of a GenBank genome assembly. Lineage: Eukaryota; Metazoa; Arthropoda; Insecta; Hymenoptera; Braconidae.